Molecule: messenger RNA, 2652 nt
Organism: Dendronephthya gigantea
Lineage: Eukaryota; Metazoa; Cnidaria; Anthozoa; Malacalcyonacea; Nephtheidae
Product: ficolin-2-like
Exons: 2
Coding region: 434-988 (184 amino acids)
Source: RefSeq, a predicted model, not a curated record
GCUGUUGCGUUAUUCGAGAUAUAAUAACUGCAUUUCACCCUAAAACAUUUAAACAUGCAUAAACCUGACUAUUUUAACAAGGUUCAAUUUUGUUGGAUGGCUUAGCGUUGUUAUGAUCGUUCAUUGCAAACAACAGGGAAUUAAUAUUCUUCAUUACAGGGUUACAAUGAAAGUUGUCUUAAAAACACUUCCGAUGAAAAUGAAAGAGGUAUGUGUUGAUGAAAGAAAAAAAUUAAAACAACUCAAAACCAGGAAAGGGUUAUAAACCUUUGGAAGCCACAGUCAGUGAGAGUAUGCCAAAAGUGUUUAACAUAUUCUUAUUCUAAAUAAUUUAGUCAGAGACUGCGCUGAUAUAUACAAUAAAGGAAUAAAACAAAGUGGUAUUUAUGAAAUUGAUCCGGACGCAAAGGGAAGUUUCAAAGUAUUUUGUGAUAUGACAACAUCAGGUGGAGGAUGGACUGUAUUUCAACGUCGUCUUGAUGGAAGUGUUGACUUCUACCGAGGAUGGGAAGAUUACAAACAAGGUUUUGGUAACUUGAGCAGGGAAUAUUGGCUUGGUCUUGACAAAAUACACAGGAUGACAAAUAUUUCACAAAACGAACUUCGUAUCGACAUGGAAGAUACAUCUGGGAACACCAGAUACGCUAAUUAUGAUUCAUUUAAAGUCAGCAGCGAAAAUGUGAAGUACAAGUUAAAUGUUGGAGGUUAUGAUGGUACAGCAGGAGACUCGUUAAUAACGCAAAACGGUAUGGCUUUCACCACGAAGGAUUCUGACAAUGAUAUUUGGGGUGAUAACUGUGCAGCGAGAUUCAAAGGAGCCUGGUGGUAUCGUAGUUGUCAUUAUUCCAAUUUAAAUGGUUUGUAUCAUUAUGGCGCACACACAUCGUUCGCUGAUGGAGUCAACUGGAAACAUUGGAAAGGUUAUUAUUACUCUCUGAAAUCAACAUCAAUGAAAAUGCGACCACGUGAAUUUGGAAAGAAAAAAUAAAGUUGUUGAACAAUAAAGAAAUGCAAAGGAAAUGUUUAAUUUAUAAAAUGGAUAAUAUAGUGCUCGUAAAUCACAUCUUUAAAUCACAAAUUUACAUUAAGGUCAUAGCAUUUGACGUGUAAAUAGCAAAGCGCUGUUAAAUACCCUGGGAAUAGAAUGACUCUAUAAUUUUAUAUAUAUUUGUUAAUUUUGUAAUUUCUUAUCGACCAGCAGGACAGACUAAAUUGUGGGAGAAUGGGUUGCCGCGUUGAACGAUAUUUCCGUAAUAAUUCACAGGAAUUGUUUCACCAUUGACCAUGCGCAAUUCAUCUAGAAUAGGCCGUGCUUGUCAUUCCCUCCCUAGCUUGAAUGUUUUAGGGGUGAUAUUCCUUUGUAAUUAAAGUAAGCAAGGUGUGAUUGACAAAAGAGGAUUGCCAGGGUGAUUUGAUCGUCGCUCUUUCCACCCUCUUCGUUGACUCAUCAAGUAAUACGGGGUAAUGGCUUCCAUCAAUUUACUUUGGAGUGAUUUCAUACCGAAAAAAUUUCUUUUUACCGUCAAGUUGUAAUUGCACUCUUACUCAUACCGAAUAAAAAUCACUCUAGUAUAUACAACCAGCCAAUCACCACUCAGGAUAGAAAAUGUGAAUUUUAAAUCAUGCUAAAUAUUAAUAAACCAACUGUAUAAAAGUGUAUUUUAAGUUGCCAUUAGAAUCGGCUAAUUUUCCUGACAGCUAUAUCUUCGCUUGGCAUAGCUACGAAGGAAAUAGGAAACAUAUGUGAUUUGAGUUUUUAAAAAUUAUAGACUUUGUGUGUGCGCAAAGUGUGGACGCAAAGUGUGGCCUUGCUGGGGUAGAUGCAUGAGCUUGGCAGACUUUAAGACUGCGAGGUAAUGACGUGCACGCAAUACGAGAAAGAUUGUGAAUUGCCAGCAGCAAUAUGACAUGGAUGAGGCACACAACUUUCAACAUUCAGCAUGAGCAAUGUUGAGGACAAAACAAAGACUUAUUCUGUCCAAAGUUGUCCCUCCUGUAUUGUCUUAUUCGCAUUGCCUCAAUUCCGUCUGCGAAAAGAAGACUGUGAUUCUAUGCAUUGCUUUGUUGGCGACUUUCUAUGCGGUAAUUGGCCUUUUUUGAGAAAAAAUAUUUGUUGUUAUUAUGUAGAUAUGAUAAUUAAGCUGGCUUAUGAGUAAUGACUCUGGCUAGUCAAUGACAUGUUACAAUGACUUUCAGACUAAUCAACAUUAUGAACUGGCUUAUAAGUCAUUACUUUGGCUAGUCAAUGACAUGUUAAAUGACUUUCAGACAAAUCAACAUGAUGAACUGGCUUAUCAGUCAUUACUUUGGCUAGUCAAUGAUGUGUUAAAUGACUUUCAGACUAAUCAACAUGAUGAACUGACUUAUAAGUCAUUACUUUGGCUAGUCAAUGACAUGUUAAAUGACUUUCAGACAAAUCAAUAUGAUGAACUGGCUUAUGAGUAAUUACUCUGGCCAGUCGAUGACAUGUUAAAUGACUUUCAGACUAAUCAACAUUAUGAACUGGCUUAUCAGUCAUUACUCUGGCCAGUCAAUGACAUGUUAAAUGACUUUCAGACUAAUCAACAUUAUGAACUGGCUUAUCAGUCAUCAUCAUUAUAGCCAGUCAAUAUCAUGUUAAGUGGUUUUGAGACUAUAAUUAUAAUAGACAUG